AUGCACACCACCCUUCGCCGCACCGCGGCCACAAUAAAUAGCUCAACAAGCACCAUCCUUCCCUCCAGCCAAAUCACCUCCACCCCGUUCAAGAGCACAUCCUUUGUCUGCUCGCAAUGCCGACACGCUACUCUCCUCCGCCGUCCUAAGCGCCCCUACACCUUCACCCAGCUCAUUACGCUCUCCGACGGCAGCGCCUUCACGCACCGCACCACCUCUCCCGCGCCGGUGUACCGCUCUACACGUGAUACCCGCAACUCGCUCCUGUGGAACCCGUCUAGCAGCAAGCUUAUGAACGUGGAGGACGAUGAGGCUGGUCGACUCGCUGCUUUCCGUGCGCGUUUCGGUCGCAGCUUCGAUGCUAGUGCCCCUGCUGCGGAGGCGGAUCCUGCUCUCGCCAAGGCCCAGGAAGAGGCUGCUAAGGCGCAGGAGAAGCAAGAUCAGGAGGAUGAGGAUAACUUGUUGGACUUGAUCAGUUCAUUUGGACAGGGCGAGGCCCCGCCUCCAGAGAAGAAGAAGACAUGGAAGCACUGA
Penicillium verhagenii is the source of this 534-nucleotide messenger RNA. RefSeq names its product mitochondrial 54S ribosomal protein bL31m. Gene Ontology annotation, cellular component: mitochondrial large ribosomal subunit. Gene Ontology annotation, biological process: mitochondrial translation. The coding region runs from base 1 to 534 and encodes 177 amino acids. The transcript has a single exon. The record is from RefSeq and is a predicted model, not a curated record. Lineage: Eukaryota; Fungi; Ascomycota; Eurotiomycetes; Eurotiales; Aspergillaceae. Gene Ontology annotation, molecular function: structural constituent of ribosome.